GACUUCAACUAUGGUGCGGACGAGUACGACGCUGAGGGCAACGAGGAGCCCAAGGCGCUGCCGGAGGGCUCGGAAACCAUGCCCUACAUCGAUGAGUCACCCACCAUGUCCCCCCAGCUCAGCGCCCGCGGCCAGGAGGGCGGGGACGGCGUCUCACCCACACCCACCGACGGCCUCGGCACAGGGGGCGAGCGAGAUGCUGGCAAAGGCCUGGAGAUGCGGAAGCUGGUGCUCUCCGGUUUCCUGGCCAGCGAGGAGAUCUACAUCAACCAGCUGGAGGCCCUCUUGUUGCCUAUGAAGCCGCUGAAGGCCACAGCCACUACGUCUCAGCCCGUCCUCACCCUCCAGCAGAUCGAGACGAUUUUCUACAAGAUUCAGGACAUCUACGAGAUCCACAAGGAGUUCUACGACAGCCUGUGCCCGAAGGUGCAGCAGUGGGACAGCAACGUCACCAUGGGCCACCUCUUCCAGAAGCUGGCCAGCCAGCUGGGGGUCUACAAGGCCUUUGUGGAUAACUACAAAAUCGCGCUGGAGACCGCGGAGAAGUGCAGCCAGAGCAACUACCAGUUCCAGAAGAUCUCGGAGGAGCUGAAGGUGAAGGGCUCCAAGGACUUGAAGGAGAGCCACACGUCCGUCACCAUGGAGGCGCUGCUGUACAAACCGAUCGACCGUGUGACACGGAGCACCCUCGUCCUGCACGACCUCCUCAAGCACACCCCAGCCGACCAUCCCGACUACCCGCUGCUCCAGGACGCCCUCCGCAUCUCGCAGAACUUCCUCUCCAGCAUCAAUGAGGACAUCGAUCCCCGGAGGACAGCGGUCACCACCCCCAAGGGGGAGACCCGGCAGCUUGUCAAGGAUGGCUUCUUGGUGGAGCUGUCGGAGGGCUCGCGGAAGCUGCGGCACGUCUUCCUUUUCACCGACGUGCUGCUCUGCGCCAAGCUGAAGAAGACGGCGGUGGGGAAGCACCAGCAAUACGACUGCAAGUGGUACGUGCCCCUGGCCGACCUGGUGUUCCCCUCGCCGGAGGAGUCGGAGCACUGCCCGCAGGUCCACGUCAUCCCCGACCACGAGCUGGAGGACAUGAAGAUGAAGAUCUCAGCCAUCAAGAGUGAGGUGCAGAAGGAGAAAGCCAACAAGGGGCAGAGCCGGGCCAUUGAGCGCCUCAAGAAGAAGAUGUUUGAGAACGAAUUCUGGCUGCUCCUCAACUCACCCGCCAUCCCCUUCCGCAUCCACAACCGCAACGGGAAGAGCUACCUCUUCCUGCUGUCAUCCGACUACGAGAGGUCAGAGUGGAGGGAGGCCAUUCAGAAACUGCAGAAAAAGGACCUCCAGGCCUUCGUCCUGAGCUCGGUGGAGCUGCAGGUGCUCACGGGAUCCUGCUUCAAGCUACGCACCGUUCACAACAUCCCAGUCACGAGCAAUAAGGACGACGACGAGUCCCCCGGGCUCUACGGGUUCCUGCACGUCAUCGUCCACUCCGCCAAGGGCUUCAAGCAGUCUGCCAGUAAGUGUGGGUGCCCACCCUCGCUGGACUCCUUCGGCUACUUCGUCAGCAAAGCCAAGACCAGGGUUUUUCGGGACACCACAGAGCCGCAGUGGAACGAGGAGUUUGAGAUCGAGCUGGAAGGCUCCCAGUCCCUGCGCAUCCUCUGCUACGAGAAGUGCUACGACAAGACCAAGCUCAACAAGGACAACAACGAAAUCGUGGACAAGAUCAUGGGCAAGGGGCAGAUCCAG
This is a messenger RNA of Opisthocomus hoazin, 1740 nucleotides long. The record is from RefSeq and is a predicted model, not a curated record. Lineage: Eukaryota; Metazoa; Chordata; Aves; Opisthocomiformes; Opisthocomidae.